UCAUCCAAGAUGUUCAUGUCUUUCUUUCUUCAGUCGAAAAGAAAUUAAGGUUUUUGAUGAAAACAUUCUCCUUAUAGUGGACUUCAAUGGCCUCCAAACGGUUGAAGGUCAAAAUUACAGUUUCAGUGCAGCUUCAAAGGGCUUUAAACGAUAUCAGACGAGGAGUAAGGGUCUUAUCUAGCGAAACGAUCGGUCACUUUCGAAAAAAAUACAACUGUAUAUGUUUUAUAUAAACAAACGUUCGCCUUCUAAGUGCCUCCGCCAAAACCGCAUUUCCGCAUUCUCCAAAAUGCUUACGCUGUAUGUCCUACACCUUCCCUAUUCUACUUACGGAAAAAAUGUAAUUGGCGCUGCGUUCGUUCCGUAAGUUGAAUAGGGAAGGCGUAGGGCAUACAGCGUAAGCUUUGGGGUUUGUUUGUUUGUUUGUUUGUUUGUUUGUUUCAGAAAAAAUGAGUUUAUUUUUGCUUGGGAUUUCAUAAUUUAGUCUUUCAAAUUGACUAUAAGAAUGUCUUUAAUUUUUAUCUAUUUAUUUAUUUUUAUCAUUCCUUGUAGGCCUACAUUAAAGUGUCCUUAAAUUGCAUACUUUAAUUAUGUAGGCUAUAGCCCACCUUUUAGCUUCGUUUUUUAAUUGGUUUAAAUGGUUUUUAAUUGUUAAUAUUGAUUAUUCUUUUGUUUUUAUUUAUUCAGUUUUUAUAGUUCUUAUAGCCUAAAUUGAUUCAUUAUUUUAAGAUACACAUGCAUAUAAAAUAAAAGUACAAAACACAAUAUUACUUUCUUAUUUUAUAAUAGGUAUACAGAAAGAGCUAAAAGACUUACAGAUGUUGAUGCAAACUUUGUGCAGCAGCCCAUAUCCUUAAUCAUCUGAAAUACGUAAGUCUACUCCAAUACAGUGUCAAUAGAAAAAUUAUUAGUCACAAUAAUUUAUUAGUCACAAGCCUCUUUAGUCAAACCGCUCAUCAAAUAGUCAGUUCAAAGUCAUUCACUCAUAGUCAGUUUAUUGCUUUAUCAGUGUUUUGAAGUUACAGUAACACCAUAAAAACACUGAAGGCAGUGCUGAAUGCUGAUCAAAAGACUGACUUUACUUCAGCGACCUAAAAAAUGUUCUGCUUAAUGAAGUGAAAUACUCAAGAAUUUGUUAGAAUAUGCAGUUUCAAUAUGAACUUUUAUUGUUAAAUGAGGCUUUGGUUAUGUGGGAAACUCUCUCUCUCUCUCUCUCUCUUAUGUAUACAUUUAAUAUUGGUCUAUUUCAUUAGUAUUUAUGUUAAAAUAUACACUCAGUUAUGUAAUAUAAACUCAAUUAAACGCUUACGUAUUUGAAUUGCAUGUAAAAUUUAGAUAACACAGUUUUAACCAGUGUUGGGGGUAAUGCAUUACAAAUAACUUGAGUUACAUAAUCAGAUUACUUUUUUCAAGUAACUAGUAAAGUAACGCAUUACUUUUAAAUUUACAACAAAAUAUCUGAGUUAUUUUUUCAAAUAAGAAACGCAAGUUACUUUGUUUUCCCAUGUAUUCACUGACAGCUCUUCUGUGCCCAUGUUGAGAGAAAUCGGAGUAAGUGCAGAGGCGUUGUGUGCGCUGUGAUGGUUAUUGUAGUUCUAGACUAAAUGUGAGCAUUUUCUCACACAAAACUUGCACAAAAACAGUCAGUAUUCCUCAAAAUGAAUAAAAACAGUGAAAUGCAAUCUUGGAAUAUUGCACAAACCUAAGCUGUGAUCCAAUUCAACCAUACUAAUAAGCAAAAAUGGCUUUAGACAAACAUCACAUUUGUGAUCAGCCUGAAGCUUAUUCAUUUCACUUUUGGUGUGAAAUGGCCUUUAAAUUUGCCAAAAAUGUAACUUUUUUGUUGUUAUUAAAAAACAAGCAAGCCCAGCCCAGGUGAGGAAAAAGUAGCUCAAAAGUAAUGUAACGCAUUACUUUCUAUAAAAAGUAACUAAGUAACGCAAUUAGUUACUUUUUUAGGGAGUAACACAAUAUUGUAAUACAUUACUUUUUUAAAAGUAACUUUCCCCAACACUGGUUUUAACAUGCACAAACUAAUGCAAUUAAUGUGAUGCAUAUUUGUCAGUCAUACACAAAUGAAACAGGUAUAAAAAACAGGUAAGACUUCUGCACUCAAAAAAUCAUGGCAUAGUUUAUUAUUAACUAUUUGCAUAUAUUUGAUUUCAUUUAAAUAAUCGUAUUUUAAAAAUGUGUUAGAAUCAGUAUAGGCUAUCUGUUCAUUGUGAAAAAAAUAUUUAUUAGUUAAAAAGCAUAAACAUGGCAAUAUGCAAUUAUGAGAAUGACACUAAUUGAAUUUAUUGACGAGAAACCCAGUUAUUGUGUAUUUAAAACACAUUCAGUUUUAAUAUUACAUAAAUCUUACCUUUAUUUAUGUAUGACUGACAAAUAUACAUCACAUUGGCCCGGUUUCACAGACAGGGCUUGGCCUAAACCAGGAUUAGGCCUUAGUUCAAUUAGAAUUUUUAAGUAGCUUUUAUAAAUGUACACUAGGAAAAAACAUCACUGGUGUGCAUCCUGAGACAAAACAAUGGCACUGACAUAUUUUAAGUUAUGUAUGUACAAGUUGCUUUCAGUUAAAACAGCUCAAACAUGCAUUUUAGUCUGGGACUAGCUUAAGCCUUGUCUGUGAAACCGGGGGAUUAAAGGGUUAGUUCACCCAAAAAUGAAAAUUCUGUCAUUUAUUACUCACCCUCAUGCCGUUCCACACCCGUAAGACCUUCGUUUAUCUUCGGAACGCAAAUUAAGAUAUUUUUGUUGAAAUCCGAUGGCUCCGUGAGGCCUACAUAGGGAGCAAUGACAUUUACUCUCUCAAGAUCCACAAAGGUACUAAAAACAUAUUUAAAUCAGUUCAUGUGAGUACAGUGGUUCAAUAUUAAUAUUAUAAAACGACGAGAAUAUUUUUGGUGCGCCAAAAAAAAACAAAAUAACGACUUAUAUAGUGAUGGCCGAUUUCAAAACACUGCUUCGGGAAGCUUCGGAGCGUUAUGAAUCUUUUGUGCCGAAUCAGCGGUUCGGAGCGCCAAAGUCACGUGAUUUCAGCAGUUUGGCGGUUUGACACGCGAUCCGAAUCAUGAUUAAAUGAGUAAAUGUCAUUUAAAAAUUAAAACUACAAUUUAAAGCUGAUUCUUAAUCCAAAUGGAUGAAACUUUUUUAUCCAAUUCAAAUACAUAAAUCUUUAAUUUAGGCCUAAAUAUUUUUCGAGUAUGAAUGUUUACAUAUUGCAGAUGAUGAGGCUGGUUGUUUUUUCAUGUAUUUUUGCAGUUUUCUUUAGUCAUGUAAAAAAAAAAAAUUAAAAAAAAAAAAAUUAAAACUACAAAUAGUCUUCCCUUAAUCUGCACGUAUAAUAGGCUAAUAUAGAGAGCUUUAUGUUUAUAGUAAUUUUAUAUAGAAUGUUUAUCACACUGCAUUCACUUUUUAUGUCAAAUACCCAUUUUUAUGUCAAAUACCUUAUGGGCACGCGCUGAUCAAAUAUGGUAAGAAUACAGUCAUCACUGACCUCUAAAGCACAAUUGUAGAAAAAAUGUGUCAAGUGUUUGUUCAGCGCGUAAUUUAAUGUAUGACUGAAUGCCUGACGUGCGUGAACAGGUAGUCGCGUUGGAGUCUUGACCAAUUUGUGCCAUAGCGCACCGCGCCGUGUGCGUCAGCGCUCAACAACUGCAGGAGUCAAACGCCCUAAACAUAACAAAUUAAAUAGUCAGGUACUACGGUAGGAUUAAAUUAACAAUGGCUGAUAACCUUAAUUGCAGCAGCGGUAACUGCUCCAGUGCGCACGAGGCGUUCGGUUUAUCCGAUGGACACUUUGCGCUCGUGAAAGCUGCAGUUCUGGGGUCCAUUUUCGUGCUGGCAACAUUUAGCAAUUUAUUCCUCCUCCAUGCCCUCUGGAAAAGACGGAAAAGACACACUCGAACUCAGCUGUUUCUUCUCCACCUGUGCCUGGCUGACCUGGUUGUCGCUUUCUUCCAAGUCCUGCCGCAGUUAUCCAUGGAGAUUACGCACCGGUUCAAAGGCUCCGAUCUGGUGUGCAGAUCAGUUAAGUAUCUUCAAGUGGUCGGGAUGUUUGCGUCCACGUAUAUGAUCGUGGCCAUGACCAUAGAUCGCUAUCACGCGGUCUGCAAACCCAUGGUGUCGUUCUUCAGGGGGUCUUUCCGCAGGUAUGUUGCCAUAAGCGCCGCCUGGCUCAUCUCACUGGCGUUCAGCGCUCCGCAGAUGUUCAUCUUCUCUCUCCAAGAAGUUGAGAAGAACGUUUUCGACUGCUGGGCGACAUUUAUUGAGCCCUGGGGAGGCAAAAUAUACAUAACGUGGAUCACUUUAUCCGUGUUUGUUCUGCCAGCCUUAAUCUUGAUGUAUUGUCAGAUAAAGAUAUGCGCAGGGAUCUAUUUCAACAUGAAGAGGAAAGCCUUGCAGGGCAGCACAGGUGAUGGGCGCUCCAGCACUAAAGGGAUAUCAAGCGCAAUGCUGAAAACUGUCAAAAUGACUUUUAUUAUCAUCCUGGUGUACACCCUCUGCUGGAGCCCAUUCUUCGUGGUCCAGCUCUGGUCAGCUUGGAGUCCAAGCAGUGCACCCACGCAAGGGCCAGUGUUUGUCACUAUCAUGCUCCUUGCCAGUCUUAACAGCUGCACAAACCCAUGGAUCUACCUGUACUACAGCUAGAACCUCACGCGCAAGUUCUUGCUGCUGAAGAGUGCAUGAAUAUGGUCAUGGCAUAAUUCGGCAUGGUCAUUCGUUUCAAUUUAAAAAUAUAUAUACUUGUACUGCUAUAGAGAAUGAAGGAGAUCUGUUCUCUUUUCGUUGUUGCAUGUACUAAGCUGUAAAAUGUAAGUAACUGUAUAUAUUCAUAGAAUGAGGUUUCUGACAGAUGAUAUAUGAGUAAUGGCACCUCGUCUUUGUGCUGUAAUAAUAUCCCCUGUGAUUUACAGGUAAUGUACCAGCCAUUCUGCACUAAGUGACAAGUCUUGUAUCAAGAAACAACAGUUCAUAUUUAAAGAUAAUUAAGGUAUAACUAGUGUAUAAUUAUUCCCAAGUAGGUAUUGAAAGAAAUUUAGCACAUGCCUUCAUUUGUGUGAUUAUGCAGACAAAUGAGCUGCAUAUGUGAUUGUCAUUAUAUAUCUUUGAUUGUAUAGAGCUGUUUUUUCACAUCUUUUGAUUCAUUUUUGAAACACUGUAUGAUCUUACCUGACCCAUGUAAAUUGGCCUUUGGUCAAUGCAAUUCAUUUACAGUCAUUAAAGUAAUGCUAUUUUCCAUUUCUCAUUUAAACAAAAAUGCAAAUUAGCUUGUGUAUAAAAAAUUCUAUAGGAUUACAAUUAUGUGUGACGGUUUCCAUAGUCACUGUGAUGAUUUCAUAUUUUCACGCACACAAAUUUCUCUGUACUGCAAAGCCUGUUUUCUGUGAAAGUCACUUCACACAUUUUGAGAUCCGUUUGAAUCCUUAAAUAAAGCAAAAUGAAAUGGGAAUGUUCCUUCAACGAGAAACCCAGAAUCAUACAAACAAAGAUUUUCAGCGAUCAGUUUCAUAAUUAUAUUUCCCUCCAGGAAUUUAUUGCUUCUAUUCCCCUCUGUUCCCAUAAAUAAUAGAGCAAUAUUGAAUAUUUAAUACACCUAAUUUAGUUCCUCACAUAUUUGGAGUUUAAAUGCAGACCAUCUUUUGGAUGAGGAAUCUAGGUUUAUAGGUUUAUUAUUCUAAAAAUAUUUAUUUGUAGAUAUUUAAUAUUUUAAUUUAUUUUAAUUAAAGUCAUAAUUGUGCACUUAUAGCAUUUAAAAAAAAAAAAAAUCCCAUUUAUGCACCAAAACUUCACCUUUCAUAUGAAAAAAAAUAGGUAAAUUAACUAAUUAAAGGUUCUCAAUGGUCAUGCACUUAAGUUAUGAUUGUAAAAACAUGGUAAAAAGCAUCUAAGCUUUAUGGAACUGCUGAAUGACAACAAAAUCAGUUAGCCUUUUCACUGCACAAACACUAUUUGGAUUUAAAGGCAAAAUGAAAGCCUAAGGCACCUGUAUCCAAGGUAGCUCUUGGUAAAUGGGAUUAGAGCAUACUUAGAGGCUGAUAAAAAAUGGUGGAGACCAUUGUAACCGAACGGCGGAAGGGGAGGCACAAGUAGCAAUUUAUGCCCCUCAUCAAAUACAAUGCAGUGUAAAUUAUGACAUUUAGGAAAUGGCUUCUGAAAAAUAUGAGUAAUAACAUAAUUAGAUCAUAAAGAAAAACAGCAGAUUUAUUUUCAAAUUGAAUAGACCAGCAUCGCAGUACACAAAGAACAGUGGCUAUGAUACUGUAAGGGUUAUGUUUAAUUCUGUUAGUUGGUUUGUGUUUUAGCUUGGUUUUGUUCUGUUCCUGUUUGCCUGUGUUCCCAGUGAUUGUUAGUUUCCAUAGUUACUCAUUAGUUUCAAACUUGUUCUUAAUUCCGUUGAUUACUCUGUGUGUAUUUAAGCCCUUAGUUUCCUCAGUUCAUUGUUCGGUGUCGCCUUUAGUUUAGCUAGUGAUCUCCUGAGUGUUACCUUGUUGGAUUUAUUAAAGACUGUUUUUGCUA
Molecule: messenger RNA, 6519 nt
Organism: Ctenopharyngodon idella (grass carp)
Lineage: Eukaryota; Metazoa; Chordata; Actinopteri; Cypriniformes; Xenocyprididae
Gene: avpr2l
Product: arginine vasopressin receptor 2, like
Exons: 2
Coding region: 3724-4650 (308 amino acids)
Biological process (GO): regulation of systemic arterial blood pressure by vasopressin; G protein-coupled receptor signaling pathway; positive regulation of vasoconstriction
Cellular component (GO): membrane
Molecular function (GO): vasopressin receptor activity; peptide binding
Source: RefSeq, a predicted model, not a curated record